GCUGCACAACUGGACAGCUGUUUAUUUUUACUGCCUGUGUGCAUAUUAAAAACAUUUGGUUCUGGUUAGACAGUCAUGUGGAAGCUGUGUAAUUAGUAUUUUUUUUUUUUUUUUGUGUCUAUAUGUUUAUGUGAUUAUGGAUAGAGAAAUUUUAGAUAACUUAGUUACUGCCGUGUCAAAUGGACGGACUGAUAUCGUGCGGACUCUUUUAUCUAUGUAUGAAACUGGUUCAAAUCCUCAUGGCACAAAUUUAUCAUGUGAGCAACUUUUAAGAGAAUUAUGCAGUGCUUAUGGGACACUUCUGCAUUUAGCUACAAAGUUGGAUCAUGUGGACAUUGUAAGAACACUGCUUUCUUCUGGUGCUCAUGUAAAUAUAAAAAACUCAAUUGGUGAAACUCCAUUGGAUUUGGUGGAAUCAGAUAAAAUGACUGCAGCAUAUGUGAAUGAGCUUCUAGAAUGUGCUGGUAAAUCGGAAACAGAUCGCAUAUGUGAGCUGGUAAAUGCUGGAGUAGAUGUAAAUAGCCAAGACUGCCCAGGUAGUGGAAAUCGGGCCUUACAUUGGGCUGUGUGCUUUGAUAAACCAGAUGCAGUGCACUGUUUAUUAAGUCUUAGAGCAUCACCAAAUGUUGUUAACUGUUUGGGUGCUACCCCCCUCCAUGAGGCUGUUAAAAGAAAAAAUAUUGAGAUUGUCAAAGCUCUUUUAAAUGCUGGUGCUGAUCCUACAAUUAAAAGUCGUAAAGGAAAAUAUUUUGGCAGAACACCAUUACAACUUGCUGAAGGUGAUGAAGAAUUGACAAACAUCCUGUUAGUUUAUACUAAUAAAGAUUCAGGCUCUGAAAGAAUAAGGACGAAUUCAGGCUGUCCAAUAUGACGGAAAACUCAUCAACAGUCGAGAAGCAGACCUGUACAUUAUUUACUGGAUGCUUAUAUAAACGAACAUCUCGAGAUUUGCGCACUCUGGCUGGCUGCCAAAUUCGAACAAGGAACUGUACAAUUAAUUCAGAUUCUAGCAGUUCUUUCAAGUAAUUUGGUAAAGAUGCCAUCUGUAAGGCAUUUGAAAAGACUGACUGCAUGUUUGAAAGUGAAUCAAG
This is a messenger RNA of Stegodyphus dumicola, 1091 nucleotides long. RefSeq lists its product as uncharacterized. The record is from RefSeq and is a predicted model, not a curated record. Gene Ontology annotation, biological process: carbohydrate metabolic process; protein K6-linked ubiquitination. Gene Ontology annotation, molecular function: beta-N-acetylhexosaminidase activity; ubiquitin-protein transferase activity; protein binding. Lineage: Eukaryota; Metazoa; Arthropoda; Arachnida; Araneae; Eresidae. Gene Ontology annotation, cellular component: BRCA1-BARD1 complex; BRCA1-A complex.